CCAUCUCCAAGUGGCGACAAAUCAAAGUCACACUACACGCAAACAAAGCACAACAGACAAACCUAUCUAGGCAUCCCUCCCCCCCCCCCGAUACAUAAUUCAAAAUGGGUAGCUGCAUGUCCAUGUUCAAGGGCUCCGACAAGGAGAUGAAGCGCACGGGCACCAACCGAAGCGACAAGGGCAACGGGCUUCAGCGCACCACGUCGUCGUACCAGGGCGCCCAGGCCGACCAGACCCGCUACUCGGACAGGCAGCUCCACGACCAAUCGCGCAUGACGGCCAGCCAGCUCCACAAGACAAAGACGCUCGAGGAGCGCCUCAAGCAGGCCGAGGCGCAGAACGCCACGAGGAAGUAAUCGGAUAGCGAGGGAGUCCGAGAAGAGCCCGGGGUGAAGAGAAGUUGAAGCGCGAGCGAAGGAAGCAUUCUCUUUCGGUAAAUGGGGAGAGAGAAAAGGGGGAUGUUGGGGGAAUGAGGCGAGGAGAUGACUAUCCCCGUCUCUGCGACCAAUGGCUGCGUCUGCUGCUUGUUCUAGCAGUCAAGAUAUCCCGCAGUCCAACAUAGACUCAUAGGUCGUCCUUCGCAUCUCCUCGACCUACG
Molecule: messenger RNA, 598 nt
Organism: Acaromyces ingoldii
Lineage: Eukaryota; Fungi; Basidiomycota; Exobasidiomycetes; Exobasidiales; Cryptobasidiaceae
Exons: 3
Coding region: 105-356 (83 amino acids)
Source: RefSeq, a predicted model, not a curated record